Molecule: messenger RNA, 828 nt
Organism: Pochonia chlamydosporia 170
Lineage: Eukaryota; Fungi; Ascomycota; Sordariomycetes; Hypocreales; Clavicipitaceae
Product: extracellular serine-rich protein
Exons: 2
Coding region: 1-828 (275 amino acids)
Source: RefSeq, a predicted model, not a curated record
AUGCGAUUCUCUUCACCCAUCGUUGGCCUCGCCCUGGCUGCCUCCCCCAUCGCCGCCCAAGGAGGAAAGACUAUUAAAGUAAAUAUCGGUGCGGACGGAAAGCUCAUCUACGAUCCCAACAACUUCGAGGCCGCUGUCGGUGACAAAGUCGAAUUCCACUACUUCCCCAAGAACCAUACCGUCACCCAGUCCUCCUUCAAGGAUCCAUGCCAUCCCCUUGAAGGGGGAUUCUUCUCCGGCUUCGUGCCCACCGCCGAUUCUCCCUCCAAAACAACCUUCACCAUUGCAGUCAAGGACACCAAGCCAAUCUGGUUCUACUGCGGCCAGGCCGCUCACUGCCAGAAAGGCAUGAUUGGCGCCAUCAACGCCCCCAAGACUGGAAACACCUUCGAAGCCUUCUCCCAGCUCGCAAUAAAAGCCUCCAACACCACCAAUCCUCCUAGCGGCCCUGUCGGCGGCGUCUUGAGCAACGGCGGCUCUCAAACCAAUUCCACUGCUACUGGUACUUCUGCCACCACAAAGACAUACACAUCUACGUGGACCAGCAACGGUCAGACUUACACAACCACUGCUGCGACGACCGUUGUCGGUGCUCCUGCUCCUGCUCAGACAACAUGGGCUUAUACCACGAAGCCUUACACUUCUACCUGGACUAGCAAUGGACAGGUUUUCACCACCACUGCUACAACGACGUUGAUUACUACUGCUGCUGCUUCUGAUGCUCCUGCUUCGACGUCUACUAGUAAGGGUGCUGCUGCUGCUGCUACUGGUAGCUUUAAUAUUUGGCAUGCUGGGGCGUUGGUUGCCGGAGUUGCUGCUAUGAUGUAA